AUCAACAAUUUUGCACGAUUUGAGUCACGUUUUACCAACGGAUGAUGAAUUCCUUAAAGACAUGGAAGAAAAUGUAAAAAGAGGUUGGAUUUAUUACAAUGUUUACUUGCAAGGAGAUAAAAUCACUUCCGCUUCCAAUCGCAAAGAACAACUUGCUCGGCCAAUACGCAAGAAAUGUAAGGAGUCCGUUGGUGGCACAGCAAAAGAAUUCAGUUCUCGAGAAGAAACGAACAGAGGAAAAAUAGUGAAAGAUGGAAAAGCUCAUAAAGAUCAGAGAAGAACAUCAAUAACGGCAGACACAGCAAUAAGAACUGCAGUCAGUGAUAGUGUUAUCAUAUCUGAAAAUAGCAUCACGAAAGAGAAGAAAUCAGUGAAAUGCUCUCAAGAUAGUGAAAUCGAAAUAAGCAGAAUGCAUUUGGUACAACCUCUUAAAAUAGCGUCAAACUCAAGAGUAACGUACGAAAGGAAGCGACGACACUCGAAAAGGCAAACAAAUGCUCGAGCUGCUUUGCAACAUAAACCAAAAAGUAUCUCAACCGCUAAGGAGCGUCGAGGUGUCAAAGUUUUCGGUAUUAUUUUAGGUUGUUUUGCAAUUUGUUGGACGCCGUUUUUCAUAAUGUAUGUACUGGUGCAAUUCUGUUCAUCGUGCCAAGUUGAUCCGCACAUAUGGAUGUUUAUCACUUGGCUAGGAUACAGCAAUUCGGCAAUGAAUCCAAUUAUUUAUACGAUAAAGCAGGAACAACGGGAAGCAUACAAUAAUACUAUAAAAUCGAUAAGAACUUCAAAGAUUUUAACGAAGAUAAAGCAAGGGCAACAAGACAUGAAGAGAAGUGGUAUUGUAAUGGCAGUGAUAGGAGAUGAUAUCGUCAUCUCAACCUUUCCGCGAUACAAUUAA
This is a messenger RNA of Acanthocheilonema viteae, 895 nucleotides long. Lineage: Eukaryota; Metazoa; Nematoda; Chromadorea; Rhabditida; Onchocercidae. The record is from the annotation of a GenBank genome assembly.